Messenger RNA from Terrapene triunguis (Three-toed box turtle), 5776 nucleotides. It is a transcript of the gene UBR3, whose product is annotated as ubiquitin protein ligase E3 component n-recognin 3. Gene Ontology annotation, biological process: ubiquitin-dependent protein catabolic process via the N-end rule pathway; protein ubiquitination. Gene Ontology annotation, cellular component: cytoplasm; ubiquitin ligase complex. The transcript is spliced from 40 exons. The record is from RefSeq and is a predicted model, not a curated record. Gene Ontology annotation, molecular function: zinc ion binding; ubiquitin protein ligase activity. NCBI's taxonomy places the organism in Eukaryota, Metazoa, Chordata, Testudines, Emydidae. The coding region runs from base 73 to 5682 and encodes 1869 amino acids.
GUUGGAAGCCCCAGAGCCGGGAGCCCGGCGCAGCCGUAGCGGCUCCAGCGUCCCGGGUUCCCAGGACUCAUCAUGGCGGGGGCCGGUGCGAGCGGCCGGGAGAAGCGGGCCAUGGCGGCGAGGCUGAAGGCGGCCCUGAGCGGCGGUGGCGGGGAGAGCGGGGCGGCCGCGGAGCUGCAGGCGUUGCUGGAGCGGGCGCUGGCCCCGGCCCCGGGCGGUGGGGAGGCGGCGGCCGAGGCGCUGGAGUGGUGCCGCUGCCUGCUGUCGGGCGGGGAGCCCUGGGAGGGCUUCGUGCAGGCGGUGCGGGCCUACGACCCGGCCACGCUCUGCGGCCUGGUGUGGACGGCCAACUUCGUGGCCUAUCGCUGCCGGACGUGCGGCAUCUCGCCCUGCAUGAGCCUGUGCGCCGAGUGCUUCCACCAGGGCGAGCACGCCGGGCACGACUACAACAUGUUCCGGAGCCAGGCAGGGGGCGCCUGCGACUGCGGCGACGGCAACGUCAUGCGGGAGGCCGGGUUUUGUAAGCGCCACCGGAUGAAAUCCAGUUCAAAUGUUCCCUGUGUCCCAAAAGACUUGUUGAUGAUGUCAGAACUAGUUCUUCCACAAUUCAUCUUUAGUCUUAUUCAGUACUUAAGAGAAGGAUAUAACGAACCUGCUCUUGAUCUGCCAUCAGAAAAAGACCUUCACAGAAUCCUUCAGAUGUUGGAGCCUCAUGUUUCCUUUCUAGAAGACUUGACCAAAAUGGGAGGAGCAAUGCGAUCAGUCCUUACCCAGGUUUUGACAAACCAACAGUUUUACAAAGAUCUGAGCUCUGGUGUUGGAGAAAAUGCAUGUGCAAAGAAAAGUCAUGAAAAGUACCUCAUAGCUUUGAAAGGCUCUGGACUGGCAUUUCCUGAGGAUAAACUUGCAUGUGGUAUGCAGGAGCAAGCAUCUGGGACUAGCACUUUAGCAAUUCAAGGUUUAGCAGGCGCUACAACAACAUCAGGACAAGGAGAGUCUUCAGAUGAGGAGGACCAGGAUGGAAGCCAAGGUGUGGGCAAGCGCAAGAGGGUGAAACUAAGCAGCAGUACCAAAGAUCAGUCCAUCAUGGAUGUUUUAAAGCAUAAAUGUUUUCUUGAAGAAUUAUUAUUUUGGACAAUAAAAUAUGAAUUUCCACAAAAGAUGGUAACUUUCUUACUCAACAUGCUACCAGAUCAAGAUUAUAAGAUUGCCUUUACUAAAACUUUUGUUCAGCAUUAUGCUUUUAUUAUGAAAACACUGAAGAAAAGCCAUGAAUCGGACACUAUGUCUAAUAGAAUUGUGCACAUCAGUGUUCAGUUAUUCAGCAAUGAAGAGCUAGCACGUCAAGUGACAGAAGAAUGUCAACUGUUGGAUAUUAUGGUCACUGUCCUAUUAUAUAUGAUGGAAAGUUGUCUUAUUAAAAGUGAGCUGCAAGAUGAAGAAAACAGUUUACAUGUCGUAGUGAACUGCGGGGAAGCACUAUUAAAGAAUAAUACUUACUGGCCACUUGUUAGUGAUUUUAUUAAUAUCCUUUCACACCAAAGUGUGGCUAAGAAAUUCCUGGAGGAUCAUAGUCUGUUAGUAACUUGGAUGAAUUUUGUAUCAUUCUUUCAAGGUAUGAAUUUAAAUAAGCGAGAAUUAAAUGAGCAUGUGGAGUUUGAAUCACAGACCUACUAUGCUGCAUUUGCUGCUGAACUGGAAGCCUGUGCCCAGCCAAUGUGGGGACUGCUAUCACAUUGCAAAGUUAGGGAGACACAAGAGUACACAAGAAAUGUUGUCAGAUACUGCCUUGAAGCACUUCAGGACUGGUUUGAUGCUAUCAACUUUGUAGAUGAGCCAGCUCCUAACCAGGUUACUUUUCAUUUGCCACUACAUCGUUACUAUGCUAUGUUUUUGAGUAAGGCUGUCAAAUGCCAAGAGCUAGAUAUGGAUUCUAUUUUACCAGAUCAGGAGAUGUUGAUGAAACUAAUGAUUCACCCACUUCAGAUUCAGGCAAGCCUUUCUGAAAUCCAUAGUAACAUGUGGGUAAGGAAUGGUCUACAAAUUAAAGGACAAGCAAUGACUUAUGUGCAGUCUCAUUUUUGUAACUCCAUGAUUGAUCCUGACAUUUACCUAUUACAGGUCUGUGCUUCUAGACUUGACCCAGAUUAUUUUAUUUCAUCAGUUUUUGAAAGAUUCAAGGUGGUAGAUCUGUUAACAAUGGCAUCGCAGCAUCAGAAUACAGUUCUUGAUUCAGAACAUGAGAGAUCUAUGUUGGAAGGAGCCUUAACAUUUCUUGUCAUUCUGUUAAGUCUUCGCUUACAUUUAGGAAUGACAGAUGACGAGAUCCUCAGAGCAGAGAUGGUAGCCCAGCUCUGUAUGAACGACAGGACUCAUAGUUCACUACUGGAUCUCAUUCCAGAAAACCCCAAUCCCAAAAGUGGCAUUGUUCCAGGAAGUUUAAGCUUUGAAUCAAUGUUGUCAGCAGUUGCUGAUUUUAAAGCUCCCGUUUUUGAACCUGGAGGUUCUAUGCAACAAGGAAUGUAUACACCCAAAGCUGAUAUCUGGGAUAAAGAAUUUGACCCAGUCAUGGUAAUUCUUCGUACAGUUUACCGUAGAGAUGUGCAAUCUGCAAUGGACAGAUAUACAGCAUUUUUAAAGCAGAGUGGAAAAUUCCCUGGAAACCCCUGGCCUCCCUACAAGAAACGAACACCACUGCAUCCAAGCUAUAAAGGUCUCAUGAAGCUUUUGCACUGUAAAACCUUGCACAUUGUACUGUUCACACUUCUUUACAAGAUAUUGAUGGAUCAUCAAAAUUUGUCAGAACAUGUCCUUUGCAUGGUUUUGUAUUUGAUCGAAUUGGGACUAGAAGAUUCACCAGAGCAGGAGUCUGAUGAAGAAGAUUCUGUUGGUGAACAUGAACGUUGCCAUGACAGUUGGUUUCCAGAUAAUAACUUGGUGUCUAACAUGCGUCACUUUAUUAACUAUGUUCGAGUGAGAGUACCAGAGACUGCUCCAGAAGUAAAGAGAGAACCACCUGCAAGUACCAGCUCUGAUGGUUUAGCUUCUUCCCAAAGUCCAAGGCGGUCUAAGAGCCUUCAAAGAGAGAACUCAGGAACAGCUCAAGUGUUCAGCUUGGUUGCAGAACGUAGAAAGAAAUUUCAGGAAAUUAUCAAUCGCAAUAGUAGUGAAGCAAGUCAGGUAGUUCGUCCCAAGACAUCAAUGAAAUGGUCAGCACCUGGUGCAACACCACAGCUAACCACAGCCAUUCUGGAAAUCAAAGAAAGCAUAUUGUCCCUGCUAAUCAAACUUCAUCAUAAACUCUCAGGAAAACAAAAUUCUUACUAUCCUCCAUGGUUUGAUGAUAUGGAGGUUUUAAUCCAACCAGAAAUUCCUAAAUAUUCUCAUGGUGAUGGGAUGACAGCAGUAGAAAGAAUUUUAUUGAAAGCUGCAGUACAAAGCAGAUUGAAUAAACGGAUCAUUGAAGAAAUAUGCAGAAAAGUGACUCCUCCUGUACCACCAAAAAAGAUUAGUCCUGCAGAGAAGAAAACCUUGGACAAAGAGGAAAGACGACAAAAGGCCAGAGAGAGGCAACAAAAGUUGCUAGCUGAAUUUGCUUCAAGACAGAAAAGCUUCAUGGAAACUGCCAUGGAUGUUGAAUCGCCAGAUGCUGAUACUGCCAUGGAGAUAGCCACAUCAGAACAGCAUGUUUCUGAGGCUGUGUAUGAUUGUGUUAUUUGUGGACAGAGUGGCCCUUCCACUGAAGAUCGACCUACAGGACUAGUUGUGCUUUUACAAGCCUCUUCAGUUUUGGGGCAAUGUCGCAAUAGCACUGAGCCAAAGAAACUACCUACCAGUGAAGAGGAGCAAAUAUACCCUUCGGAUACAUGUGCAGCAGUACAUGAUGUUAGGCUUACAACAUUACAGCGGUACUUUAAAGAUAGUUCCUGUCUGCAAGCAGUGUCAAUAGGCUGGGAAGGAGGUGUUUAUGUACAAACUUGUGGUCAUACGUUACACAUAGAUUGUCAUAAAUCUUACAUGGAAUCAUUAAGAAAUGACCAGGUCCUCCAGGGUUUUUCUGUGGACAAAGGAGAAUUUACCUGUCCCCUCUGUAGGCAAUUUGCAAACAGUGUUCUUCCUUGUUAUCCUGGAAACAAUGUGGAAAGAAGCCUUUUGCAAUGUCAUAGUAACAAGAGUAUGCAAGAUCUUAUAAAAGAGGUGGAAGAGCUUCAAGAACAGCUGGGAACUUUCCCAGUAAGCAUCAGUUCUGAAACCAAUCUUAGUAAGGAAAUGGAAUCUGUAAUGAAAGAUAUAAAAAGUACGACCCAGAAGAAAUAUACAGACUACAGCAAGACUCCUGGAUCACCAGACAAUGAUUUUCUCUUCAUGUAUUCUGUAGCUAGAACAAACUUGGAACUUGAACUGGUUCAUCGAGGAGGCAAUUUAUGCUUAGGCGGGGCAAGCACAGCUGGAAAAAGAUCUUGUUUAAAUCAGCUGUUCCAUGUUUUGGCCAUGCACAUGCGGCUUUACAGCAUUGACUCUGCGUACAACCCAUGGAGAAAACUAACACAGCUAAUGCAGGAUAGGAAUUCACAGAUGAGCAGUGAAGAAUUACCAGAGGUUCCAGUACUUUACAGAGAUGUCUCAUCCCUUUUGCUCAUCCAGAUUUUAACCAUGCCACAACCAUUGUGCAAAGAACACUUUACCUGCAUUGUAAAGGUGCUGUUUACAUUAUUGUAUACCCAAGCCCUGGCAGCAUUUUCUGUAAAAUGCAGCGCUGAAGACAGGGUGGCAUGGAAGAACUCAGGAGCUCUGAAAAAGAACACAUCCAAUGGAGAAAAGUCUUGGGAAGCAUUACUGAGUCAUGUGAUUUCUGAGCUCUCUAAAGGGAAGAUGUUUGAGGAAGGAGAAACUGAAGAAUUAGCAAUGGUUAGCUCUAGUGUUUGGUCUCCUGACUCAAUAGAGUGUUAUCUGCAGCAGUUCUGCCUGCCUUUCCUCAGGAUCACCUGCCUUCUUCAACAUCAUCUUUUCGGAGGGGAUUUACCCAGUUGUCAGGAAGAUGAAGAAUUUACAGUUCUUACAAACUGCCUGGGUCUAUUACCAUCAUCUUUUCAGUCACCACAUCAAUUCACCAGUGCCUCUUGCCUUGAUUGGCCAGUGCCAGCAUUUAAUAUGAUAUCACAGUGGUGCUUAGAAUUGGCUUCAUUUGCAGACAGACAUGCAGAACAAGUGAAGGUUUUGCUUAUACAGGAGCCUAAGUGGGACUUGCCAUGUCUCCUUCAGUUGCCUGAAAAUUAUAAUACCAUCUUCCAGUAUUAUCACAGAAAGACUUGUACUGUCUGUACCAAGGUUCCUAAAGAUCCUGCUGUUUGUCUAGUUUGUGGUACUUUUGUAUGCUUGAAAGGACUUUGCUGCAAACAACAGAGUUACUGUGAAUGUGUACUGCAUUCUCAGAACUGUGGAGCUGGGACAGGAAUAUUUCUUCUGAUCAAUGCAUCUGUAAUCAUCAUCAUUCGAGGCCAUCGUUUCUGCCUUUGGGGUUCUGUUUAUCUAGAUGCACAUGGUGAAGAAGACAGAGAUCUUAGGCGUGGUAAACCUCUCUAUAUAUGUAAGGAAAGAUAUAAGGUGCUUGAACAGCAGUGGGUAUCUCAUACCUUCGAUCACAUCAAUAAAAGAUGGGGACCACAUUACAAUGGAUUGUAAACUAUCACUAUUGUACCAUAUCAUCCCCUUACCAUGAAUGAAUGCAACUUGACUGACAAUAGCUUUAACUGAAUGUGGGUUUAGCUCUUUCACG